Amphiprion ocellaris (clown anemonefish) is the source of this 438-nucleotide messenger RNA. RefSeq names its product ADP-ribose glycohydrolase OARD1-like. The coding region runs from base 73 to 438 and encodes 121 amino acids. The transcript is spliced from 4 exons. NCBI's taxonomy places the organism in Eukaryota, Metazoa, Chordata, Actinopteri, Pomacentridae. The record is from RefSeq and is a predicted model, not a curated record. Gene Ontology annotation, biological process: peptidyl-glutamate ADP-deribosylation.
CAAGUCACCAGCAAUCUCUUUGACUCUCCCAACGAUGAGGCGCUGGCGCACUGUAUUAGUGCGGACUGUCGCAUGGGAGUGGACACAGCGGUGCUGCUUAAACAGAAGUUUGGAGGUGUUUCCGAGCUACUGAAACAGAGGAAGGCGCCUGGUCAAAGUGCCGUGCUACUGAGAGAAGGCCAUUUCAUCUACUAUCUAGUUACAAAACAAAGAGCCUUUCAUAAACCCACAUACACCAGUCUACUACACAGCCUUGAGGAUAUGAGGUCACAUUGUAUACAGAAUGGAGUACACAAGCUGUUGAUGCCUCGCAUUGGCUGCGGACUGGAUCAACUGGAGUGGACCAAGGUAGCCAAGAUAUUGGAACAGGUCUUUAUGGACACUGGCAUUACAAUCACAAUAUACAGCCUUCCUUGGACGACAGCAUCUAUGAACUAA